Messenger RNA from Prosopis cineraria, 945 nucleotides. Its product is annotated as probable leucine-rich repeat receptor-like protein kinase At2g28990. Gene Ontology annotation, molecular function: protein tyrosine kinase activity; ATP binding. The coding region runs from base 1 to 945 and encodes 314 amino acids. Gene Ontology annotation, biological process: protein phosphorylation. The transcript is spliced from 5 exons. Lineage: Eukaryota; Viridiplantae; Streptophyta; Magnoliopsida; Fabales; Fabaceae. The record is from RefSeq and is a predicted model, not a curated record.
AUGAGGUCAAACGUAUACAACAAAGGAAAACAAUCCCUCUGUCUAACGGCAAGGGAACAUUAUUGGGAUCCUGAAUUAUGUGGUUGUGUGCAUGUGGCGUGCGUGUUUCGAGUUUCAUCCCCAAAUAAUGGUCCUGGACUUGCCCUCUUUAUAACGCUUCUCCAAGGGCAAAAAAGAGUAAUCAAUAUUACAGUUAACGAUGAAACCAUCCUCAAAGAGCCUUUAGCUCUUGAAUACUUGAAACCACAGACAGUUGCUGCUUUUACAAAUCAAAGUGAUUUCCGUUUCAGCAUAAGUGCAACAUCAGAAUCUGACUUAUCUUUCAGUUUAGAUGACAACCCCGGCCUCUGUUCGAGAAAUUCAUGCAAAAAGCAUAAGUUCGUUAUUCUAGUUAUUGUAGCUGUUUUAGCUUUGACUGUCAUUAUCUUGGUUAUUUCCCUAGGAAUAUGGCUCUUCAAAUUUAAGAAAAAGAAAGUGGAUUCUACUGUUUCAACAAAGCAAGAAGCAUCGGCAUAUUCAAGAAAUCGUGCCUUUUCUUACUCCGAAAUUCUUGAGAUUACUGAUAACUUUCAAAACUUGAUUGGACAAGGGGAAUUUGGAAAAGUUUAUUUGGGAACUCUUAAGAAUAAUACUCAAGUUGCAGUCAAGUUACUUUCUCAAUCAUCAAUGCAAGGUCAUAGCGAAUUUCAAUCGGAGAUGAUAAAAUUAAGUAUAAUCUUGCAGGUAGAACUUUUGAUGGUUGUUCAUCAUAGACACUUAGUUUCUCUGAUAGGGUACUGUGAAGAAAGUGGUGUUAGGGCAUUAAUUUAUGAGUAUAUGGCUAAUGGCGACCUCCACCAACACUUAGCAGUUAUGAAAAUCUUCCUUGUAAGAGGUUCUAAUUAUUUGCCCUUUUGGGUUGGAGCUUCUACAAGCUUGAUUAUAUUAGACAUUCUAAAUCGGUAA